UGUCAAAUCAACGUGUCAAACUUUUGGUGCAGUAUACAUAGUAUUUUAGAUUAAUUUUUAGAUAGUUAUAAAUAAAAACGAUCAUGUUCUGUCUACACAAGAACUCGUACCUGCAACUGGUGUGCGCGAUGAACCCUCGGGUGAUCAACAAGGCUGUCGACCAGGCCAUGCAGAGGAAACACUUCGAUCCACACACUGAAUUGCCUCCAGCUCAAAGACUGGAAUCCAUGCAGCCGUCGCUCUACGCCCCACACGUGGACAUCACCAGAGCGCGGCUGGGCUUCGGACGCGUGGGUCUUAGGAUCAUCAACCGAGAUCUCCAUAACCCAGACCAAUUGGUGCAGCUCCAAGCUUUGCACACCAUCAUGGAUCAGGUGCAAAUAUCAGAAAACGCCAUAUUCCUAAUCAACUUGCACGUGGUGUACCGCCUCAUAGAUCUGAUGCUGGACCGCGACCCGAUCAUCCGAGAGAAAGUCUGUCUCACUCUCACACACCUGGCUUCAUACUACCAAGGGAGACAGAGGAUCAUGUCUCGUGCUGACAUUGUGAGCAACCUGAUGAGGCUGAUCAUGAGAGACAGAAAGGAGAUACGAUAUGCAGCGUCAUAUACACUGAGGACUUUGGCAAGGGACAGAUGUGCCUGUGAAAUGAUUGUGGAGAACAACGAUAUCAUCGAAGACUUGUUGAAGAUGAUCAAGAAUGAUCAUACAGGGAUAGUGGUGCUCCAUUUGAAGACGUUGGCCAAUCUUGCUGAGUGGGAUCCGGUUCGGCCUUUGAGAGCUAAUGCUUUUCAGGUGAUGCUCAAACUCUUCGACAAUCCUGACCCAAGAAUCGUCAGCGGGGCCAUGGACUGCAUGAGCCAGCUCUGCAAGCACGAGAUCGGCAUGAAACUGGCCGACGACAACGACCUGACCUUCGUCCUUCGUCAAUUCAUCGCUUCCCCGGAGAUAGAAGUCAUCAUCAGCGCUGUGGGUCUCAUGGCAUAUACAACCUUGACUACCCGCUCAAAAUGGCGGGCGAAAGAACGUUGUGCUGAGAUCACAAAGCGCCUUGUCCAUUUAUGUCACAGCCCGAACAAACCGCUACUACAGUUGCGUUGUAUGCAAGUGCUAAUCAACCUUUGCGACUGUCCAGACAUUAGAUACCACAUGAAGAUGCAUUGGGAGAAGAAGGUGAUUGCGAUAAAGAUAAGAACGCACGAGGAAUGGGACGGCACGUCCGAGACGACCAGUUAUGGGUUGGAGACUGGUCACAACUAUAGGACGAUGUGUAUAGAGAAGGUGGAGUGUAUCAAGAAUGAUAUUGGGGAUAAUCCGUUGGUGGUGAACGUGCAUAGCUAUUUGAGGAGAGUCGGCGAGGUAAAGGAGCAUUUGAUUAAAGCUAUCAACUGGAAAUCUUAUAGAGAUUAGAGAUUUAAAGUGAUAUCAAUAUUAAAAUUUUGAUAUCACUUUACAUUUUCGUUAAUAGUUGCAUGACAAAAAGUACAAAUUCCAGAAUUACUUUGAAUCUUGGACAUAAGACGUAAUGCUGGAGCAAAAUUCGUGUUUUUGUGGUGGAUUGACUUGGAUUGCGAACUACCAGACAAAGUAGCUUCGUUUCUUAUACAAAAGGGACAAACAAAGUUACUUCGCGACUUCUAACCAAAUCUAGAAAUGUUACCUACAUAUAAUUGUAAAUAUUGAUUUAUAAUAUUUUACUAUAAUCACAAUGAAACAUUAUUAUUUAUUUAUAAGCAUGUUUAUUCGUUUUCGAACAAAAAUUACAAUAAUAUUACACUAAUUGAGCUACAUUUGGUUUGUUUAAAUACACAGUGUUUUGUGCCUCGUGGCGGACUUAAAGCUAUGACGUCAGUCGUUCAGCCUACAUACGCACCAAGUAUUCUAACGGCGAUGUAAUGAGAAUCAAUAAAUAAGUGCCCACAACAAUAAUGUUGUCAUAAGAACAUAGAUUUUUAUGUAUACUACACUAGACAGGUUAGCCUGUAAAAUUCCUCACAAAGUUACUGUCUAUUCCAGUUUAUUUAUCGACAACCAAUAUGAAUAACAUUGUAACUUAAGUUACACGUUUGUGCAACUUUAUCUCAUAAAUGGACUAGACUUGCUGUUGUAAACGUGUUUUCAGUUACAAUGUUAUUCAUAUUGGGUGUCGAUAUGUAUUUCCUUUACAACUUUUUGCUUGAGAGCAAGCGAGAGCUGCGCUAUAAUACGAUUUUAAUUCUGAUCAGCUAUCUCGUAGUAUACAUAAAAGUCUUGUACAAAAGUACGAAACUUAUUUGACCAAAGUAGACCUUGGAGUAAUAUUUUUAAGGCCGAAACACACCAAACAUAAAUAUUUAGUUUCAUAUAAUAUUUACAUAAUAAUUACAAUCAGAUAACAAUCAGCGUCAAAUAGUCCGUGACAUCUAAAGUAGCCAAAAAGUUCGCAACACAUCUUUGUUACAAUGAGGGUUUUCGCGAAUGAAAGAUCCGCUAGAUGGCGGGACGUGGAUGUGGGGUCUGCUGCGUGAUUGGUGGAUUUUGACAUAUCUGUCAAUGUCAUGUCAAAAAUAACCAAUCAUGCAGCAUUUGGACCUCGCGUCUACGUAUUGCCAUCUGGCGGAUUUUUCAUUUGCGAAAACCCUCAUUGGAAUAAGAUUGUGUUGUCAACUUUUUGGCCACUUUGAACACGAACUAUUUGACCCUGACUGUAUACGUGUACGUAUACGCAUACAAACCCGGUGUGUUACAACCUUUAGGACCGAUUAUAUUCAAUCGCUAGAUAACUAAACUGCACAAUAACAAAAACAUAAAUCAUAAAGUUAUCUAAAUAAAAUACAGUCCUAAGUAAAAAUAAAAUUCCACAUUCUACUUUAGUCAAAACAGCAAUGAUUUCUAAAUGUCCUGAUGUCAAAUAUUCCAAUAUUUACAUAACAAUACCUAAAUAUUAAAUAGGUACUUAGCAUACGACUAAAUUAUCAUAAUUAAAAACUAUUUGCAUUGUCUGUGCGAUGCGUACUCCAGUUUUGUAGUAUUUAAGUACAAAUUGAAGUGCAUAAAGUAUAGUAUAUGACGAGUAUACAAAAAAAUACUUGAGUAUAUUUAAUACAUAAAUUAAUAAUCCACUUGGUAUACAAGUGUGCUUGGAAGCGCUAUGUUUAAAAUAUAUCGAAAGAUUGGAGCCAUUUAUACGUAUCUAAUAGACAGAAAACAUCUAUUUAAAUAUCUAAAAUAGGGAUGAUGACUGGGUAAUGGAAUCGAAAUUCUAUUUAGUCUGUCAGACAGAUAAUAAAAAAAUUUGGACACAUAAGUACAUAUACUUACUUAUUUUCAUAAUCGAAUAAUUACAGUACUAUAUUGAGUUGAAAUGUCGCGUGACGUCACUUUUGAGUAAAAAAUCUCAAGCGUGACGUAACACGCCAUUUCAACUCGAUGUAGCACUGUUAUUAUUUAAUUAUGAAAGAAAAUAAAAAUUUGGGUCUAAUAUUUUCUAAUUAUCUCAGACAAAUGUCCGUCAGACAGAUAAUUAGAAAAUAUUAUACCCAUAUUUUUGUAAUUGAAAUUUUGUCAUCUAGCCUAUUAUCUAACACUGACUGUCCCAUACAUAUAUCUUUUGCUAUUGUGCCCUGUGACUCACCUAACCAUAAACAACUCUUAAACCACAGACAAAUGCGCUGUUCUCAAUUUGUGGUCUCCUUCGAUUCUAUAAUUUAUGCUAUUGUGCAUCCCACUACCUCGCUUACACUAUGGCACAGGCAAUCUUACAUUAAUUUCACUAUAUUUUGAUAAAA
This is a messenger RNA of Ostrinia nubilalis (European corn borer), 3766 nucleotides long. RefSeq lists its product as uncharacterized. The transcript has 4 exons. The record is from RefSeq and is a predicted model, not a curated record. The coding region runs from base 84 to 1409 and encodes 441 amino acids. NCBI's taxonomy places the organism in Eukaryota, Metazoa, Arthropoda, Insecta, Lepidoptera, Crambidae.